UGAUCCUCCGGAACGGCAGCAAACCAGCCAAGAUGCAGCCCUCGGCGCCCGCACUUGUCGCUAUUCUCGCCUUCUUCGUCGUGGUGCCCGAAGAGAGCGCGGCCCUUCGCUGCUUCCAGUGCGGCCAAUACAACGACGGCGUCGGCUCCAUCACGCCCUGCAUCAAUUACUCGGAAGAGAAAAAUCUCAAGGAGUGUCCAAGCACCGAUUCAAAUUACUGCAUCAAAUACGUGAGCGGGAGCAGCCAAGUGCGGGACUGCAUCAAGGAGUGCAAGGAGAGCAAAAUAGAAUACGGGACGUACGUUUACUGCUGCAACGAGGACGGCUGCAAUCCGGCCUCGGUGACGUCAGCCCCCGGCCUUUGGUUCUUGGCCACCGUGGCCGUCGGCCUCGCGCUGCGCCUCUAAGGCCGCUGGCCGACGCCGGCCUCGGCUCAGACGCUGCGGUUUUCGGCCCUUCGUCUCUCACCAGUCCACCCUGAGCGCUUCUAGAAGACCUCAGCUCGACGCUCGCCCACCCUCACCCCUGCCAACACCUUCACCUGCAACCACCGGCAGCCGCAGCGAAACUCAUUCUAAAAUUUUAGAUUUAGAUUUUAUGACGCGAGAAGAAUGGAUGCAAAUAUAUAUAAUAAUAUUUGAGUUAGAUCCGACAUCAGUUCCGUUUUUGACCGUUUGAGGCGCCACUUGAUUCCUAGUUAAAAGUUUUUAGAUUAAUUUUUGUCUACAUAGAUGAGUGUGAGACUUUGACGGUAUUUCAAUGUUGUGCAUUUAUGAUUUAUGUAUCGAAUUGUACUUUUCCCGCCCAAUCACACUCUGCAAAAAACUUUUUAAUUCUGUAGAUUUUCGUUCCCGACGCAAUAUUCGUUGUGAUAAACAUUCUAAAAACUCGCCCGAGGUCUGCACACAAGCGAUCUGCCCGCUUGGGUUUGUUACUCAAGAAACCCUCUGGAGAAAUGAUUAAAAAUAAAUAAAUGGUACCCGCUGUUUUUGCGAAGCAAAAAUCGGACCCAGGAACAAUUUGUACCGACGACGAGUGUCUGUAAUUUUUCAGUGUAUGCACGCAUCGCUUUGAAUAACAAAAAUUGUGUAAAAUUAUAUAUUACAACUAAACUAAAAUCGUAGCGACAGGCAUUUAACACAUAUUAAUAAAAAAAAAACACACACUCACAUACUCUGAAUGUAAUAUCAUGAUGAACCGAACGCAAAAAAAAAUGAUAUUUUGAUUUGAACGCUAUAUUUGAUAUCAAGUGUUUAGACAAUUUAAAAAAAUGGAGGAAAAUUUACACAAACACUUUUGCUCUAGGCAAUCACGUUUGCAGGGUUUGAUUUGUGUCUACGGUCGACCAUCUUUUUCAAAUUUUAAUAUACCGAGUUAAGACCGUGCGGUUUAUUGUGAAAAAAAAAUGCUUUCACCCGUGAGGAGAGUUUGGAGAAAAAUUACACUCACAAUAUAAUAAUGCAUCUCCCUAGGCAAUACUAAUCAUUGUACUAAAUAACAAGUAAAUAUAACACAAAUUAUACACAAGCAAGCGGAAUAAAAUGGGAUAAGCGGAGCAUUUCUCUGCGCUUGUAAAUAGAACUGGACGACGAUUCUUCAAUUUGCAUUCUUAUUUCACUAGCAAUUUUAUCUCUGCAUGUAUAUUUAUAUCGACUCGCUUCUCCUAACAAAAAUAAUUAAAACUAACCGAGGCAAAAUUGUCACUCACUUGUGUGUGUCGUAAAUUGAUGAAAAAUAAAGAACGAUUAAAAAUAAAAAUUCACACAAAAUUGAACUACAAAUACUGUAAAUCACAGAGAAACGAGUGAAAACUCUUUAAGCUUGUAUACACGCCUUCAAUUAACGCAAUUUCACUUUGAUUCUACUUAAAUCUUGGCUUCUUAAGAUAAUAAAUAAAAUGCUUCAUUAUUGUUACCAUUAAAAAAUUUAAAGAAUUAUAUCAACAUAUAAAUAUUAUGGCUGCUUUCGCCGCAAAUUAUGAGAAGAUUUCCAUUAAAAAAGCCCGCUUGACCCAUGCGUGUUUAUCAAGAUUUUAUAAUUUCAAAAUAUUUGCUACGACUCGUAUAAAACAUAUCCCUUAAGAGCACUAGGUAGUGCAUGGGUCAGCGCCGCAUUUCAAAGCUAAAAUAAAUCGUCGUGUUAUAAAAAAAACUGCUUUGUUUAUCCGUCUUGAGAAUCAGUAGUGCAGUAGGACGCAUGAAUUAUAAUGAACACUUUUCCUACUCAUCUUUGAUUAAUAAUAAAAAAAUAAAAAAAUAUUUAAGCAGCAAGAUAAACAAAAAUCUUAAAUAGAUCAAGAGCGGUGACAUAUUGAAAACAAAAGCAAAAAGAUAUCGCACUUGAAGAGUCUGAAAAUUUUAAAAUUUUUUUUAGAAAAUUGUUUAUUUGUCUAAAUUGUUACAUCACAAAUUGAAAAUUAAAUAAUUAUCUGUCACAAUUCUAAUAUUAUUUAUUAUUAUUCAAAAAUUCUAAUAUUAAUUAUUAUUAUUCUCUUGUAUAGCCUGGAAAACUGGAAAUACUAUAAAAUAAUUAAUUAACGAAGGAUUUUAAACUCGCAUAGCACUCGCAUUAAUUAGUUUUUAUUAUUUUUUUUCUAUAAGAAAACAAAUUUUGUGACAAUAUUUACGCACUUUAACUUCAGACAAGGGAUUUCUCAGAUUUUUGCCUACGUUUCUCGCAAAAUGAAUUCGAACCUUGAGAGAAAUUCGCCGUGAUUGCUUAAUCACAAAAGGUGCGGAUUUUAUACAUCAAUCAGCAAAUUUCGUCUAUGUUCUCUCAAAAUUAAAACGAAAAAAAAAAUACUAAUGUGGGUCUGUAAGUAUUUUACUUUUUGGAGAUUUUCAGACUCUUUGAUUCUCUUUGUGCGACGGAGACCAUUUUCCAUGUAAUUUCAGCUUUCGCAGUAAAUAAUAAAAACCCCUAUUAUUUUCUACCGACAUCAAUAUUUCUCUUCUUUUCUUCCGGCCGCCGAAACACAAUUCCGCGCGGCUGAUGAGAAAAGUAUCGGUUACUCUGCGAAAUAAUUGCAGCGGAGGGACCAUAGAAAAGCUUCUACUUUUUACGUUUUCCUCAUUUCGCGGUGGAAUUAUAUGAACUUUCAGAGACCAAACACAAUAAACCUAAUGUCGAAUUGCGCUACGGAUUGAUUUGGCAGCCACAAACAUGGCCUCUCUCUGACAAAUAUAGCGACCACUCUUAGUUGUGUAUAAUCGAAGCAUGUAGACCAUAAUGCAGACCUAUCAAUAAAUCACAU
This is a messenger RNA of Neocloeon triangulifer, 3253 nucleotides long. Its product is annotated as lymphocyte antigen 6D. The transcript is spliced from 4 exons. The record is from RefSeq and is a predicted model, not a curated record. NCBI's taxonomy places the organism in Eukaryota, Metazoa, Arthropoda, Insecta, Ephemeroptera, Baetidae. The coding region runs from base 33 to 407 and encodes 124 amino acids.